AACCAACCAAUGAAUGUCGUAAAGACAACACUUUCACUUCUUUCCUCUCUAUCACCGAACCAACAAAAGAAAUCUCUGAAAAUUAUCUCAGAAUCCCUAAAAUUCACUUUGAAAAAAUGGCAGAAACCGCCGAAACAAUCAACACCACCGUCUCGCAUCCGCAGCCUGAAUCAGAAGACUCCAACACAUUGUCCGCGACGGAAGAUCAGACAUCGGAUGAAACCUCAAAAGCCGCAGAUCUGAAGAAGGAAGAAUCAGUGGCGGAGACGAAGCCAGGAUCCAUCUCGCUCCGCAUCUGGCCGCCGACGCAGAAAACUCGCGACGCCGUCUUGAACCGCCUGAUCGAGACGUUAUCCACCGAAUCCAUCCUCUCCAAGAGAUACGGAACGCUCAACUCCGACGAAGCCUCCGCCGUCGCGAAAUCCAUCGAGGAGGAAGCGUUCGGCGUCGCAUCGAGCGCUGUGUCCGAUGACGACGAUGGGAUCAAGAUCCUUGAGGUUUAUUCCAAGGAGAUUAGCAAAAGGAUGCUUGAGACUGUGAAAGAUCGAUCUGCAGCCACCGCCGGAAACGGGAACGACGAAGCGACGGACGCUACGAAAGACGACCCGGCUCCUGAGGCGGAAAAGAGUGAGGCUUGAGGUUGGGCGAAACCCGUGGGUUUUUAUUAAAAUUGCCACCCUAAUCCUGCUGAACUUGUGGGUUGGGCAGAUUGUCAUUGUCAUCUUCCCAUGCAAAGAACAAGAAGGGAGACUCGCCGGUUCACCGAAAACUUUCAUUUGUUUAAACCGAUCGUCUGGGUAUUCAAACCAAUCCCAAGCCUUUAAAAUUUUUAAAUCCCAGAAAAUGUCAGGCAUGUUGAUUUGAUAUUUGACCAUUUCCCGAUUUAAAAGCCCCAAUAUCUAUGAAUAAGAAUGAUGUUGUAAGAGAUGUUAUUGUCUCUUUAGGAUUUGAUUACACAUGUUUAGUUCCUCCUCGUGGCAGAAGUGGGGGUUUAGCAGUCCUUUGGAAGAAAGAUGUUGUUGUUUCUAAGUUGUAUGAAUCACCAAGACUCAUUGAUCUUUAUGUUCAAUACAAUGGUUUGUAUUUUUA
This is a messenger RNA of Brassica napus (rape), 1089 nucleotides long. Its product is annotated as WPP domain-containing protein 2. The transcript is spliced from 2 exons. The record is from RefSeq and is a predicted model, not a curated record. Lineage: Eukaryota; Viridiplantae; Streptophyta; Magnoliopsida; Brassicales; Brassicaceae. Gene Ontology annotation, biological process: mitotic cell cycle; lateral root development. Bases 117 to 638 code for a protein of 173 amino acids.